GUGAUGAAGAGUCUCCGCCACAAGUAUGUGAUCAGUUUCUUCCAGGCAAUUGAAACCACCUCCCGCCAUUACAUCAUCAUGGAGUUGGCACCAAGUGGCGAUGUCUUAGAAUGGAUCCAGAAGUCAGGAGCUUGUUCGGAAGCUCUGGCUGGGAAGUGGUUCUCCCAGCUGGCCCUGGGGAUCGCCUACCUGCACGGCAAGGGCAUUGUGCAUCGCUUCACCUCUUCCAUCCUUUCCCUGAACCGCAGGGACCUUAAGCUGGAGAACCUUCUCCUGGACAAGCGUGAGAACAUCAAGAUUUCCGAUUUUGGCUUCUCCAAGAUGGUGGCUGCCCAGAUGCAGCCCCCGCCCACCCCCUCGUACCGCAUGAUGAGCUGCUUCUCCCACCUCAGCCAGACCUACUGCGGAAGCUUUGCCUACGCCUGUCCGGAGAUCUUGCUGGGCCUGCCCUACAACCCCUUCCUCUCUGACACGUGGAGCAUGGGGGUCAUCCUCUACACCUUGGUGGUGGCUCACCUGCCCUUUGAUGACACCAACCUCAAGAAGCUCCUGCGAGAGACCCAGAAGGAGGUGGCUUUCCCCAGCCACCUCCAGAUCAAUGAGGAAAUCAAGGACUUGAUCCGUCGCAUCUUGCGCCCAGCCUCGAAACGGCUCAACAUCCUGGAGAUCCUCAAAGUCUCUUGGGUGCUGAAGUUCUUGGCGGAAAAGCCCACCACGGAAAUGAAGGCCCUGGAGGCUAUCUGCGGACCCCGGACAGUGGAGGCAGGCAAAAGCACAGCGCCCACCACGAAAUCGAGGUCCCUCACCUUCACCGCUGAUAAAAAAAAAGCAGCCAGUCGGACUCGCAGCACCGGCCAGAUCAAGCCGUCGAAGAACACGGAGAAAACGAGCUGAAAGGCCCAUUAAAAGAUGAGAGACUU
Candoia aspera is the source of this 920-nucleotide messenger RNA. RefSeq names its product testis specific serine kinase 4 (gene TSSK4). Gene Ontology annotation, cellular component: cytoplasm. Bases 4 to 894 code for a protein of 296 amino acids. The record is from RefSeq and is a predicted model, not a curated record. Gene Ontology annotation, biological process: protein phosphorylation; intracellular signal transduction. Gene Ontology annotation, molecular function: ATP binding; protein serine/threonine kinase activity. NCBI's taxonomy places the organism in Eukaryota, Metazoa, Chordata, Lepidosauria, Squamata, Candoiidae. The transcript is spliced from 3 exons.